Molecule: messenger RNA, 926 nt
Organism: Cicer arietinum (chickpea)
Lineage: Eukaryota; Viridiplantae; Streptophyta; Magnoliopsida; Fabales; Fabaceae
Source: RefSeq, a predicted model, not a curated record
CAAACUGACACGUUAGCGUUUUUGUGAGACUUGUAUCUCAACAUUCCCCAUUUACGAAAUCUGUUUUCAAUUUCUGUUUGUUUUUUGCUUCUCUUCUCCAGUUGAGAAAACCGAAACACUUUCAGAUUUAGUUGCGUGAGAUUCACGAUGAUGAUGAUCGCCGACACCGUCACAGUCACCGCCGCAAAAACUCUCGGCGUCCUCCGUGGCUAUCAAUUUUCCUUAACCGAUUCAUGUUCCGAUCAGAUCUCCGCGAUGAUUCACCCUUGCGAUGCAGUGGCUCCGCCGCCGGUGAAGCCUAGCACACACAGGAUACCUCGUCGGACUCUUACCCGAAGAAAACGACGAACCAGACGCAGGUUAUCGGACGAUGAUUCCGGAGGUGAGGGAUUAUUCUUCGGUGACGGCGGCGACGGUGCUUUUGGAGGCGGAGGUGGAGGUGGAGGUUUCGGUGGUGGUGGUGGUGGUGGUGAUUGGAAUUUCAAUAGUUUUGGAGAUGGACAUAAUUGGGAUGAACCUUCGUCUUCGCUGCCGGAUCCUGCCUUUGAUUUUGUGUAUCAAGUGUUGUCUUGGAUUAUGCUAUCGAAUUGUUUGCAUUAUGCGUUGAAGAAGAUUAUUAGAAUUAUUGUUGAUUCUGAUAGGGAAAAGGUUCCAACCAGAUUGGCUCCAAUUUGCUGAUAUCAUGAUUGGUACCUUUCUCAUCCAUUCAUCACAUCAAUGCUUGUUGGCUUCUGAUUGCUCAUUUCAGAAUUCCUUUUAUUUUUAUUUAAGUUGAGAAAUCGCUGUAAAUAACAUGUUGUACAUAAUUUAUCAUCUAAUAAUUAAUAAUUUAAUAUCUUAGUCUACUGUGACAUACCUGAUGGUUUGAGUAAUAUAUAGUUUAUUGGAAGCAAUAUGAUUCUAUGUUGAACUAUUGAUCAUUACUA